Hypomesus transpacificus is the source of this 3905-nucleotide messenger RNA. It is a transcript of the gene wdr26a, whose product is annotated as WD repeat domain 26a. Gene Ontology annotation, cellular component: GID complex. The coding region runs from base 380 to 2167 and encodes 595 amino acids. The transcript has 14 exons. The record is from RefSeq and is a predicted model, not a curated record. Gene Ontology annotation, molecular function: protein binding. Lineage: Eukaryota; Metazoa; Chordata; Actinopteri; Osmeriformes; Osmeridae. Gene Ontology annotation, biological process: proteasome-mediated ubiquitin-dependent protein catabolic process.
GUCACUGCGUUUCUCUAUUAUGGGUUUGCAGCUGUCAGAGCAACAAUAACAAGAGAAGAGCAGUAACGGAAACCAUAACGAGUUAUUUUGAAAGGCUCAAACACCCUUGUCAGCCGCGAAUUUCAUUAAUACUGUCACCAAAGCUCUCGGCAAAUUAACUCUGGCCUCCGCUUCUUCCUCCACCGAUUCAGAAACCGGUGGAGCGUCGCCGCCACCGCGGAAGAAACACAGAUUCAGUCGCAGAAAAAACAGGGGAGCUCGCGGCUGCAACUGGGUCAGCGGGCCUGACAGUGUGGGUCUUUUCAGUUUUCCAACUUUACACUUUACACCUGCCAUCCGCUCAAAUCCGCAUAGGGUCGUCCAUAUCAACACUCAUAACAUGCAGGCCAACGGGGCAGGACAGGCUCCAGAGUCAGAACUGUCCUGCCUGAAUAACGGUGCGCAAAACGGAGACGGUGGUGGAGCUCACUCCAAUGGACUAUCAACCGUAAACAACGGAACCCCAGUCAGUAACAACGGGCAAGUGGUCUCGAACUCCGUGGCUUCGGAUGCAAACUCGACCGCAAAGAAAAAUAAAUGUCCUUCUCAGUCAGAGGAAGACGUCAUCAGGCUUAUAGGACAACAUCUACACGAUCUAGGACUCAAUCAGGCAGUGGACCUGUUAAUGCAGGAGUCAAGGUGCCGGCUGGAACACCCAUCUGCCUCCAAGUUCCGGAACCAUGUGAUGGAAGGGGAGUGGGACAAGGCAGAGAGUGACUUGAAUGAACUGAAGACAUUGAUGCAUUCUCCAAGUGCAAUUGUGCGUAUGAAGUUCCUGCUGCUGCAGCAGAAGUACCUGGAGUACCUGGAGGACGGGAAGGUUCUGGAGGCGCUGCAUGUGCUCAGGGCAGAGCUCACCCCCCUGAAGUACAACACAGACCGCAUCCACGUCCUCAGCGGGUACCUGAUGUGCAGUCAGUCGGAGGACCUGAGAGCCAAGGCAGAAUGGGAGGGCACGGGCCCAGCCUCACGCAGCAAGCUGCUGGACAAGCUGCAGACAUACCUGCCCCCCUCGGUCAUGCUGCCCCCCCGCAGACUGCAGACCCUGCUGCUGCAGGCGGUGGAGCUGCAGAGAGAGCGCUGUCUCUACCACAACACCAAGCUGGACAGCAGCAUGGACUCUGUCUCCCUGCUGCUGGACCACACCUGUUCACGGAAGCGGUUCCCCUGCUACACCCAACAGGUCCUGACGGAGCACUGUAACGAGGUCUGGUUCUGCAAGUUCUCCAAUGAUGGAACCAAGCUGGCCAGUGGCUCCAAGGACACCACUGUCAUAGUGUGGCAGGUUGAUAGUGAGAGUCACCAGGUUAAAGUGAUGAGGACGCUGGAGGGGCAUGCGUACGGGGUGUCCUACCUAGCCUGGAGCCCCGACGACGUCUACCUGAUCGCUUGCGGCCCAGACGACUGCUCAGAGCUCUGGCUGUGGAACGUCCAGACAGGAGAGCUGAGGACCAAGAUCAGCCAGUCCCACGAGGACAGCCUGACCAGCGUGGCCUGGAACCCAGACGGCAAGCGCUUCGUCACCGGGGGCCAGAGAGGGCAGUUCUACCAGUGUGACCUGGAUGGUCACCUGCUUGACUCGUGGGAGGGGGUGCGUGUGCAGUGUCUGAGUUGCCUGGGUGACACCAGGACGGUGCUGGCCUCUGACACGCACCAGCGGAUACGAGGGUACAACUUUGAGGACCUGACGGACAGGAACAUAGUCCAGGAGGACCAUCCUAUCAUGUCCUUCACCGUCUCCAAGAGUGGGAGGUUAGCUCUGCUCAACGUGGCCACACAGGGGGUGCACCUGUGGGACCUGCAGGACCGCGUGCUGGUGAGGAAGUACCAGGGUGUGACCCAGGGCUUCUACACCAUCCACUCCUGCUUCGGGGGCCACAACGAGGACUUCAUUGCCAGCGGGAGUGAAGACCACAAGGUGUACAUCUGGCACCGCAGCAGUGAGCUGCCCAUCGCUGAGCUGACGGGACACACGCGCACGGUCAACUGUGUAAGCUGGAACCCAGUGCUGCCCGGCCUGCUGGCCAGCGCCUCUGACGACAGCACUGUACGCAUCUGGGGCCCUGCCCCCUCCCUGGAGGGCCAGGACGCAGAGGGAGCCAAUGAAAGUUCCAGCAUGGACAGUUGAUGGUGACCCCAAGAGACCCACUUGGGGUCCCCCGAUGUUUCCUUGGUUAUAGGAGAACCCUGCUACUGACUCUUAACGAGCCAGGAGAACCCCCUUAACGAGGCAGAACCCUGCUACUGACUCUUAACGAGCCAGGAGAGCCAGGAGUUUUAACAGCUGCAGUGUGGGGGGUGUGGCAGUGAGGCUGAAUGUCUGAGCACAAUGAUGAUGAUGUCAGAGAGACGUCAGGCUGGUCACUCAAAUGAACCUUUAUGGCAGGCAGGCAGGCAGGCAGGCAGGCAGGCAGGCAGGCAGGCAGGCAGGCAGGCAGGCAGGCAGGCAGGCAGGCAGGCAGGCAGGCAGGCAGGCAGGCAGGCCUCCUGCCUGUGACCUCCUACAGGGCAGCAGGCUGUCUCCUCUGAGAGCUCCUGCCAGGCGUCUGCCUCACCUGCCAGACGUCUGCCUCACCUGCCAGACGUCUGCCUCACCUGCCAGACGUCUGCCUCACCUGCCAGGCGUCUGCCUCACCUGCCAGGCGUCUGCUUCACCUGCCACCACCAGAACGUUUAUUUAUUAUAUCCACUUUAUUUAGUCUUGUGUGUCUGAUCAUCAGGGCUUUAGAAAGAAGGUGGGGGUAUGUUUUAAGUUACUCAACAUCCACAAAGUCAUUAUAAGUCGUAAAUUCAGCCUUUGAAAGUCUUCAAAGGGUUUGAUGUCAUGUUGUUUUUGUUUCAUAAAGCUGAAAUUGAAGAUUGUUUUUCUCUCCUGAACUGAUAUUUUUAGGAGGACUUGAAAGCAUUUUAUCUAAAAUCAGAUGAAAACUCAAGAGUAUCUAGGAUAUGCUUGUGUUUAGAUGGUGGUUGUGUUAUCUUUUCUCCGUUGUGGUUCUUACAGAAGGUACAUUUUACUCAAGUGUUUUCUGAUGCAUAAUGGGAAGGAGUGUAUUGAUAGUGUUUAACGGCCACACUUUUGGGCUCUGGUCAUCUGCUCUGCGGAGUAGUUUGACAGUCUUGUGGCUACACAGCGUAAGGCUUCACAGAGGGCUGCUGUACUGCAGAACAGGAAGCACUGUUCUUCCCGUCCCCGUAACCUCACUUCCUCUCUCGAACCCUCUCCCUGCUCUGCUCAAGGAACUGUUGCUUUCUUGGUGGUGUUUUAGUUUAUCAGGACUGUCAAGUACUCUACAUCCUGACAUGACCCGUCUGCUAAAAUUUUGUCUGUUAUGAUUUUUUUCAUGGAUAAUGUUAUUGUGUAUCAUUUUGUUGCACAUGCAACAUGCAUUUCUAUUCAUGAGUGUAUCGUGUUUAGGAUGUUGUACAGAGGAAGCCUGUGGGACAGUCUUGGGGUGGGUUAGACUACUACGGUAGUGUGUGAUGUAGGAACAGGGUCGAGGCUGAGGUCCCCCCUGCCACCUACACCUUUUCAGAGCAUAAACAUAUAUAUAUAUAAUGAAAACACAGAUCUAGAUCAAAUGAUUCAAUAAUUCCAGACAUGGUGUUUUAGUUUCUGCAUAUGAAGUACUUUUUAGUUUUGACUUCUGCUUUUGUGUUGUUUCCCUGGUGUUGGGUUUCCCUGGUGUUGGGUUUCCCUGGAGCCACUACAGCUGGCGUGUUCACAGCCUGAUUCUUAAUGUUUAGCAUUUAAAAGGUGUUAUUACAAAUGAAGUGAUCGUACCAUGUAGGAGGAAUGUCAUGUAUGCUUUUCUUUUCAAUAAAAGCAUUGAGGAUUUUAAAAGGCUAUAACGUGUGGAUGAUUUACU